This is a messenger RNA of Aegilops tauschii subsp. strangulata, 2321 nucleotides long. RefSeq lists its product as uncharacterized. Lineage: Eukaryota; Viridiplantae; Streptophyta; Magnoliopsida; Poales; Poaceae. The record is from RefSeq and is a predicted model, not a curated record.
UGCCUACGGGCUCCGUCCCCUUGUUGGAGGCAUCGAUGUUGCAGUCCUCUCCUUCCCUUGCUCGACAUGCUUCAGGGGAAACCCUAGAUCUGGUCUCCCGGGUCGGAUGAUGACGACGCCAUUGGCUAUGCCCGGCAUCGUGUUUCCUCUCGAGGACUAAGUGUUUCCUCUCGAGGACAUCGUCUUGGAGCUAGACUCGGUCAGAGGGACUAAGUGUUCAUGGAGGUGGUUGGCGACGGCUUAUGUGACAUCUCCAUGAGAGCAGCAGAAGCACCCUUCACAUGCAAGGUGCGCUAGGCAAGUUAUGUCUGCCAAUCUCGUGGGAUUGAAGCGGCAUAUGUUUGCUCUUUCGGACAUAGCGUUCCUCUUCGAUGUCGUCGAGUUUUGUGGAGAUGCUUGUGGCAGCCUGGAUUGACAUGACGGUUUUUGGUGUGCACUUUGGUAGCAGCGAAGGCGCUCGAGUACCCGGCCGGGUGUGUUGUGGGGUGUUCGCCUUUCUGGCGUGUUGUAUGUUUUGUGGUGCUUGGCGUUGCUUAGGUUUUCGCCUGGUUUCCCUUGAUAAACCGAGCAAUCAUUUCUUUCUUCUUUUUUAGCACUCGUCUUAUGCGGUGCAUUCCUCCUCUGGGGGUGUUACUUGUAAUACCUCUUCUGAUCAAUGAAUUUGGUAGCUCUCCUGCCAACAUUCUAAAAAAAAAACUUCUCCGAGCGACUCUGGGGAUUCAGCCAUGUCCAUCACGACGGACGAGGACCACGCCGGAUGGACAUUCGGCGACAGCGCCAGCGGCAGUGACGAGGAAGAGGAAUGUAAGACAAACCCCGUAAUCGAUAUUUCACUUGAUUUGUGUUUCCUCGCGGCUUUGCUUAGUUAUGGAUCAUUGCUCCCGAUUUAACAUACAGCAAAGAGAAAAAUGAUUCAGAAACAAUAAUAACAUCUUGCUGAAUUAGUUAUACAGACUUGCCCUAUAAUCGAAAAUAAAAUCGUGUUUUUGAACAUGAGGUCCGUGCUUAACUUGAAGAUAUUGGGCACACACCCUUAAUAUGAAUGUGGAUUUUUUUUUCAGGUAUACUGAGUGUAGCCUAGUCAAUCACAGUUGGUUUCUCUGCAAUGCUUUCUGUAGUGAUUCAUCUAGGGAUUUUUAGCCUUGUACAUUUAGCUUCCAUGUCAGUAAGGGAUGUACGGAUUGUGCAAGUCCACAUCCUAGACAAAGUUCUUACUUGAUUUCACUAUUUCGAUGAUUUUGCAUGUAGGGACAAACCGACCUUUUACAGUUGACGAUUUUCCAAGGGUUAGUUAUGACCGUGGUGAACAGACUUAUAGAAUCUAUGCGAAUCCUGAUUUUCUUCUUCGUGGCCCUGCGCCACUCUCUCUUUUCCGUGCAUACAAUGACCCCCUUGUUGAUAAAGAGAGGGAUUGGUUUUGUGAAGAGUAUGAACUCCAUGACGAGUCUGAAAUCACUGUUAACGAUGUUGGGAUCAAUGAUUGCUCAAAUAGCUGUGAUCGAUCUACAAUGGUCUUGGUGCAGUUCUUUGAUCUUAAAAUCGUUGGCUAUCACCAUACCCAGCCUGGACCUGCCAAAAUAUUUGGUUUUUUCGCAGCACGGGAUCGGAUCAAACCCCUGCGCAACUAUGUCUACAAGCGCGAGAUUGAUAAUUAUGAAGCUGUGGCUGUGAAUCGGAAAAUGGGUACUGCACGUUUAUCACUGGGAAGCCCUGCUCGAGGUAUCAAUAUGACAGACCAUGUGUUGUUCGAAUUCAAACUUUGCAUACGGAUUGAAGGCCAACCAGACGAGGGGCCAAAAGAGGAGCUUCUAAUUGAAGGAUGUACUGAGUUGAGCAAUAUGUUCAGACCAUCAUUUGUUGAAACCCAACGUCUUUAUGGAGAGAAGUGUGGAUUGGACCUGAAGUUUGCCGUACUGAACAGCGCAGUUCAAGCAAAGAUUGAUGUUGAGAUAGUUUACGCUCCUGCAUGUGGCCUUAUUCUGAAUCUGUAUGCCAAGACGAGUGGCUUCGGGAAUAUUAUCCGCCUGUUUCGUGGACGUUCAAAAGCCGGUGGUAGAUUCAGUUCUGUUGUGGGGGUUUUGAUAGAUAGCUACCUUGAUGUUUGCGUUGAAGGGUCUUCCAGAGAGGGUCUUUGUCAGAGGUCGCCUCAAGACGGUUGUGGUCUUGAUCAGAAGCUGCCCUGUUAUACCUGGACAGGCAGAUUUGAUGCAUGCUAUCGUGGAACAGUGGUUGAAAAGGUGAAGUUUGAUAAAUUCACUACGAUUUCAGUGAAAGUGACUUGGAGUAUGGUCGAUGAAGAAUGGCGCAUCCGAUAUGCUUAG